GGAACCAAACGUGUCUUUACCAGCAACUGAAAGUGAAUGGCUAUGUGUGUUCCAGUUCCUAAAAGUGGAUGUAAUGGCGCUGGUAGACGAUGUAAAGAAAAAAGCCGGCAUGGCCGCUCUCAGAUUUCUGAAUAAAUGUGAACAAAGGUGAAUCCAUAAUACGUGAGAAAAAUGUGAUUAAUCAAAUAUACGACAAUUGAUAAAUUUAUAUAUAAAAAUCGUAAAAAUGUCGCGCCGAUACGGUUCCAGAGGAAUGUUAAAUUCCUUUGCAACGCAACGCAACAGAGAAGAACAACAAACGCAAUCAUCUGCAUCUGGACAAGGAGGAUCUUCCUCACGAAGACCUCCUCCUGGACUUAAAGGAAAGGAAAUAGGACUAUUUUAUAAAAACUUAAACAAAGAGAAACUUAAACAAAGAGAGAAAAAAAAUAAUUCUCCAGUUUUCAGAUUAUUACCUCAUAUAGAGGAAAGGAUUAAAACUAUUUUAAAUAAUUCUAAGAGCUUUCGCAGUUUCAUUUUUGACGAAAGGUCUAACUCUGAACAUGAUGACAAGUAUCAUCAUAUUCAUGAUUCUCAAUUUAAAAGAAAGUUUUUAGAAAUUAUAAAUGGUGAUAUAGAACACAAUCUUGCCAAGGCUAUUAGUAUGGAAUCAGAAUUGCAAAGAAAUAGUGAUAUUGACAAAAUAUUAUUAAAUGAAUUUAAAGAUAAGCAAAUUCAAAGUGAUUAUCAGAAUAUGUUAAAAUUUCGAUUAAAGUUACCAGCGUAUCAUAAGAAAUCAGAAAUAUUACAAUUAGUUAAAGAUAAUCAAGUUGUUGUCAUUAGUGGAGAAACUGGAUGUGGCAAAACCACUCAAGUAGCGCAAUUUAUAUUGGAUGAUCAGUUAGAAGCUGGAAAUGGCAGUAUUACUCGAAUAGUUUGCACACAGCCCAGGAGGAUUUCAGCUAUUUCUGUUGCUGAACGAGUAGCUGCGGAAAGAGCGGAAAAGCUUGGAAAAUCCGUGGGCUAUCAGAUACGACUUGAAAAAAUUCCAACGCGGGAGCAAGGAAGUAUAUUGUUUUGCACAACUGGUAUAUUAUUACAAUUUAUGAAGACUGAUCCAGCAUUAAAAAACUUCUCUCAUAUAAUAUUAGAUGAAAUUCAUGAACGUACCACGGAAAGUGAUUUCAUUAUUACAUUAUUAAAAAAAAUUAUUCCAAAAAGAACCGAUUUAAAAAUUCUCUUGAUGAGUGCAACAUUAAAUUCUGAACGUUUUUCGAAAUAUUAUAAUGAAUGUCCAAUGAUACAUAUACCAGGAUUUACCUAUCCAGUUCAAGAAUUUUAUCUAGAGGAUGUCUUGUCAUUUACACAAUUUAAAUUUCCCGAAGCAUCAGAACCUACAGUUUACAGAAAAUAUUUAAAAAGAUAUAAAGAGCAGCAACAUAAGAAAGACGAAUUUUUAGAUAUAAUACAACCUUACAUUAGACAACUUAGAACUGAGAUGAAAUAUGGAGAACAUGUUUUUAAUCAAUUACGGAAUCCAAAUAGUGAAAAUCUUUCAUUGGAACUUAUAGAAAAGUUAGUUAGAUAUAUCUGUAAUAAAAAAGGUCCUGGAGCUAUUCUUAUUUUUCUACCUGGCAUGAUGGAUAUAUCACAAUUAAAUAGAAUGAUGUUAGAUUCUGGAUGUUAUCCACCCAACAAAUACAUUAUCUAUCCUCUCCAUUCACGUAUGCCGACGAUUGAUCAAAAACUUAUAUUUAAAGAGCCGCCUAAUGAUAUUCGUAAAAUAAUCAUUGCAACUUCUAUUGCUGAAACAUCAAUAACUAUAGAAGAUGUGGUGUAUGUAAUAGAUUGUGGGAAAACAAAACUUGGAAGAUUUGAUGUAAAAAAUAACAUUCAGACUUUAGAGCCUGAAUGGGUAUCUUUAGCUAAUGCCAAACAAAGACGCGGUAGGGCCGGCAGGGUUAAAAGUGGGGAAUGUUAUCACUUGUAUUGCAAAGUUCGAGAAAUGACAUUUGAUCAAUAUCCAUUGCCAGAGAUGUUGAGAACGCGUUUAGAAGAGGUAAUUUUGCAAAUAAAAAUCCUGCAAUUAGGAAAAGCCAAAGAGUUCCUAGCUAGCGUCAUGGAUCCGCCAGAUUUGAAAGCUAUUGAUCUGUCUCUGGAUUUACUUAGAACACUUAACGCUCUAGAUAAAGAAGAGCAUUUGACUCCUUUGGGUUAUCAUUUGGCACACCUGCCACUUGAUCCUAGAACAGGAAAAAUGAUCCUUUGGGCGGCACUGUUCUCUUGCAUCGAACCAAUAUUUGCUAUUGCUGCUAGUCUCACCUUUAAAGAUGCUUUUUAUUGUCCAUUGGGAAAAGAAGAAGAAGCUAAUAAAAAAAAGUUAGAACUCAGUAUGGGAGAGUACAGUGAUCAUAUUGCUCUCGCAGAAGCUUUAAGAAGAUUCGAAGUUGCGCGCCGAAGAGGAAAUGCUGGACAAUUCUGCCGAGAAUAUUUUCUCUCUUUCAACACAUUGAAACUUCUGUCCGAAAUGAAAACUCAAUUUGCACAGUAUUUAUAUGAAAUGAAAUUUCUAGACAAUGAUAAUCCGGGCGAUAGAAACGCUAACAGAAAUUCAAAUAACAUAGCGUUGAUAAAAGCUAUUGUUUGUGCUGGAUUGUAUCCUAACAUUGCUGUUAUAAGAAGAAUUACUAAAAAUGGAGCAGUUGGUUGGACACCAGAAGAUGGAAGUGUACGUACGCAUCCGUCGAGCGUAAAUUGUAAAGCUUCCAAUUUUCCUAGUCAAUAUUUGACAUAUUUUACAAAAAAACGUUCCACCGCUAUAUAUUUACAUGAUACUACUUGUAUAAGUAUUCCAAUUUUAUUAUUUACUGGACCAAAUAUAUUGAUAAGACGAGAAAAAGGAAAAUGUAUAAUUAGUAAUUUUAAUUUUUCUGAAAAUAUUAUUUGUGAACCACAAACUGCGGAAGUGAUUCAGGAACUUCAAUACGCUCUAAAUUCUUUAUUGGAAUAUAAGAUUACUCAUCCAGCAACAGUACUUUGGUCAACAUUUGAAGGACAAAUAUUAAAUGCAAUCAUUGAAUUAAUAUCCCAAAAGGAUCAAGAAAUGGGUUAUAAUAAUGAUGAAGAUUUUACAUAUUACAAUUCCGAUUGAUAUUUAUAUUGUAUAUAUUAAUUUAUUUAAUUAUCAAUAUAUGUUGUGUAUAGCUACUUCCACAUAUAUUGUCCCGGAAAUAUAAAAAGACAAACUAUUAAAAAUUUUACAUUAUUUUAAAACAGUUUUUUUUUUAUUAAUUUCACGGAAUAUUUUUUAUUAUUAUCAUACGCA
Cataglyphis hispanica is the source of this 3304-nucleotide messenger RNA. Its product is annotated as ATP-dependent DNA/RNA helicase DHX36. The transcript has 15 exons. Gene Ontology annotation, molecular function: G-quadruplex RNA binding; ATP binding; DNA helicase activity. The record is from RefSeq and is a predicted model, not a curated record. Bases 227 to 3130 code for a protein of 967 amino acids. NCBI's taxonomy places the organism in Eukaryota, Metazoa, Arthropoda, Insecta, Hymenoptera, Formicidae. Gene Ontology annotation, cellular component: cytoplasm; nucleus; intracellular anatomical structure.